AGUACAGUAUCAUGUAAAUAGGAGUAUGAUGACCAUGUAAGAAAAGCUAUCGAAUGGCUAUUACUCAAGGAAAAUCUUCAAAUUAAUACUUGAGACUGUUAAUAGCAUUUAAAAUUACAUUUUGUGUAAAUAUUUUAAAUUAAUAUCAACAGUAUUAUGGAAAAGAUGGACAUAAUUCAACAUAUAAACUGCCUACUUCUGCUCUUAUCGCUAUCUUCGUCGGACCUAGUUGUUAAUGUUAAAAAUAGUGGAGACGAAAUAAUGCAACAGAGGAUAAGAUCCAAUUCUACUGAAGAUGUUGUGACAACCUCUUACGAAAGAACGGAUGGAGCAUUAAUUGAUCACAUCAUCGAUUUCAAAAAUCAAUUACAAAUAUUUAGAAUAUUUCAACCCGGAGAAAUCGAUCUAGGCUAUCCCUACCAAUCAACAUUCUGUUUUGUUACUCGAGAGAUUAAAAAUGAAUUUAUCUCAUCGGAUGCUAUUUCUAAACUAAGGCAAAAAAACCCCCAGACAAUCCGUGUAGCUGAAGAAGAUAAGGGUUGGCAAUUACAUGAAAUGACAUUUGGCAUAGAUCUCUCCAAGUCCGAAUUUUUAUCACCUAUACUUAAAAUGAAAUGUAAAGUUGCUCAAAAAUCUACUUUUAUAGGCGAAAGCGAUUUAAAAUAUAUAGCUUCUUCAACCAAAAAAGACUUUACAAAGUUAAUGGAAGGAACAUAUGCUCCUGUCUCUAGUAAUAUAAGAUGUAGAGACGCGAAAGUGAAAGAAGCUUGUAAAUGCCGAUUAGAUAUUUGUAAUUUUUGGUAUCCGUGUUCAUUAAAAAUGUGUAAGGGUCAAGACGAACUUGGGAAUAGUGUAGUAUAUCGUUGCGGUAUUCAUACUUGUCGAAAAUGUCGGGUAUUCGAAUUUAUGAUAGACGCAAGUUACAAGUGCCCUUGGGAUAUUCUAGAAGAUUAA
Molecule: messenger RNA, 954 nt
Organism: Dimorphilus gyrociliatus
Lineage: Eukaryota; Metazoa; Annelida; Polychaeta; Dinophilidae
Source: the annotation of a GenBank genome assembly